GAAAGGAUUUGAUCGGUUUCUUGGCUUGACCCAAAUAGAGUCAAGGAUCAUGACUUGAUUAUUGAUAUUAAUAUAUAAGAAAGUUCUCUAAGUUUGAAGUGUCUCCUGAGUUAUCUUCUCCAUCUACAGCACAUUUGGAGAGCUCUAAAGAGAAAAAGUCAUGGAAGUAGAGAAGAUGAGUGAGAUGAAUUCUGCUAGAAAGGAUGAUGAUGAUGAUGAUGUUCCACUUCCUGGGUUCCGGUUUCAUCCUACUGACGGAGAACUUGUAGGGUUUUAUCUUCGUCGCAAGGUUGAGAAGCGACCUCUCAGAAUCGAACUAAUCAAACAGGUUGAUAUCUACAAAUACGACCCCUGGGAUCUUCCAAAGGGUGGUAACGUGAGAGACAAGGAAUGGUACUUCUUUUGCAAAAGAGGGAGAAAAUACAGAAACAGUAUAAGACCUAAUAGAGUGACUGGCUCUGGUUCUGGGUUUUGGAAGGCAACCGGUAUCGACAGGCCGAUAUAUUCUAUUGAUACCGGUGCCGGUGCUAGUGAACAAGACCGGAGUGAAUGCAUUGGGCUCAAGAAAUCACUGGUGUACUAUCGAGGGAGCGCUGGGAAGGGGACCAAGACUGAUUGGAUGAUGCAUGAGUUUCGCCUUCCGGCCGAUCAUGAUGACAAAAGUACCAAACACAUGGAGUUGGAUGUUAAAACCAUCCCUCAAGAAGCUGAAGUUUGGACACUUUGUCGAAUAUUCAAGCGAAAUGUAUCAUACAGAAAGUGCAUACCAGAUUGGAGAGAACUAUCUGCUAAAAGAAAUCCUGCAAGUUCUAAAGCAUGCAGUACUACUGUGGAUGAGUCUGACAGUAAUGAAGAUUUCAUUAGCUUCGGGGGAGCUCCUCAGGGUAUUCGACAGAAUGAGAAAAAGCAAUUUAUCAAUGAUCAUGUCGAUGAAACGAACCUCAUGGUUGUAGACCAGUUGAGCUAUGUAUCUCAAUCUCAAGUUCAAGCUCAAGCUUCAUCCACCACUACAGCAUCGUACUCGAGCUUUCUUAGCCCUGACGCUGCGAACAACUUUGUUAAGUAUGAGGACUGGGAUGAGCUCCGAUCUGUUGUGGAGUUUGCUGUUGAUCCUUAUAUAAAUAAUCAUUAUAACGAUAAUAAUAAUAUGUAGUUUUAGUGAUUACAUACACAAACAUUAAAUAAAGAGGGGUGGGAUUAAUUAGGAAGGAGUUUGGAGAUGGUUAUAUAUAUAGAGUAUGUUUUAACUUGGGAUACGCUAGAUACCAUAUACAUUUUGAAUAUUUAACUUAAUAAUCUUUAUCAAUUUAAUUUAGUUUGGUUGAUGUUAAUUAAAUUUAAAAAUAAUGAACUUGUUGGAUUACAUCGAAGUUCAAGUCAAGCCAGGAACAAGUAUUAUUUAAGUUGAGAUGCCAGUCUUCAAGUAAAUAGAUGGUGUAUCCUAGGCCAUUCUUUAUUUUAAAACUUUAAAAUAAUGAUUUUAUUCUUCUUUGUACUCUGUUACAAUAUUUCACACUUAUUUAUUGUACUGAUGUAUUGUUGUUUUAUUAUUAUUGUUAGUUCAUAC
This is a messenger RNA of Camellia sinensis, 1567 nucleotides long. RefSeq names its product transcription factor JUNGBRUNNEN 1. The record is from RefSeq and is a predicted model, not a curated record. Gene Ontology annotation, molecular function: DNA binding. Gene Ontology annotation, biological process: regulation of DNA-templated transcription. NCBI's taxonomy places the organism in Eukaryota, Viridiplantae, Streptophyta, Magnoliopsida, Ericales, Theaceae.